Molecule: messenger RNA, 897 nt
Organism: Erythranthe guttata (spotted monkey flower)
Lineage: Eukaryota; Viridiplantae; Streptophyta; Magnoliopsida; Lamiales; Phrymaceae
Product: DUF2996 family protein
Source: RefSeq, a predicted model, not a curated record
UUAUUCAAUCUUUUGAGCUUGAAAAAUCAGUGGCAAGCAUGCAAUGAACCAAGGUGUGGAUAAUAGAAGCUUCUUCCAUGUUGCAGCUUAGCAGUUUGUAACUAGCUCAAACUGAAAAAGAAAAAACAAAAAUUUGGAAAAUUAAUUAAAAUGAAUGCUUAAUUGAUUGAAGAAAAGAUAGUUAUUAUAGAUAGUCGAUACAAAGUGUAAGUCGAGAAAAUGGCAACCGGAGGAUCCGUAGCCGUUUUCAGCUGCCCUUCUUCGUAUUUCUGCCAGAAAGCCAGACCUUCAACACCAUCAUCGUUAUCACUGGUUUUUAAUGUAGCGAACAAACGGCACAAAACCUGUUGCUUAGCAGUUCAAGAAUCAUCUACAUCCACAGUUGCUGAUGAAACGAAGGAGAAAAAAGAAGUGAAAAAGGCAGACGAAGAAACUGCUGCUGCUAAGCCAAAGGCUGCAGCAAAAGCUCCUAUGAAGCCUCUGCCUGAGUUGAUGGCAGACGAAAUCAUCCCUCCACUCAAAUCAAUUUUAGAAGCUCAACAAGAUUUAUCAUGCCUCGAACUUUCGUUCAACGAGAAUCAGUUGGAAGGAUCAUUUAUGAAGAAGGGAAUUCCAUAUUCAUUUUGGGCAUUCUUUCCCGAUGGAACCAUCACCGGGGCAAAGGGUUUCUCUAUAUCUUCAUAUGGUACAGGAGUGAGCACAGUGGAGCCAUUUCUGGUUGAUGAGAAGAAACCUACUGCUAAAUUUGUUGUUUUCUGGAUUGAGAAGCGUUUGGCUGCUCAAGGAAUUAUUCCUGUCUGGACAGACUAAUGUGUUUUUUUUCACCUCCUGCUGUGUGUUGUUUCACCUUCCUGUAAAUCAUAUAUUCAUAAUUAAGAAAUAUUAUUAUUUACCUGC